Molecule: messenger RNA, 8908 nt
Organism: Hypanus sabinus (Atlantic stingray)
Lineage: Eukaryota; Metazoa; Chordata; Chondrichthyes; Myliobatiformes; Dasyatidae
Gene: syt3
Product: synaptotagmin III
Exons: 10
Coding region: 1512-3125 (537 amino acids)
Biological process (GO): calcium-ion regulated exocytosis; regulation of calcium ion-dependent exocytosis; regulation of dopamine secretion
Cellular component (GO): membrane
Molecular function (GO): phosphatidylserine binding; clathrin binding; calcium ion binding
Source: RefSeq, a predicted model, not a curated record
GGAAAGACAGAAAGCAAGAGAGGGGAGAGGAAGGGAGGAGAGAGGGAGGGAGGGGAGGAGAGAGAGAGAGGGGGAGGAGAAAGCGAGAGAGGGAGGAGGGAGAGAGAGAGAGAGGAAGGAGGAGGAGGUAUUGGUAGGGUCGUCUGCCAAGAAGCGGUACAGCAGUCGUUUCCGAGGCUCCAGGAUCCGGCUGCGUGGAGUGAGAGGGCGGAGAGCCGGCCGGGCGAGCUGCCCAGAGUCAGCGGGGGCCCGGAGACAGCGAGCGGUGAAGGAAAGUUAACGCGCCGCCGACUCUUCCCCGAAGCCCGAGGAUCUGUGACCGGGGGGACCCACGCUCCCAGCCCGGCAGCAGCGACUGGAGCCCGGACCCAGGACCAGGGCCAUCCUCCCCGCCCCGACAGCUGCAGGAACUCCGGCCGGACGACUAACGGCAGCUUGUUGUCUUUGGCACGUUGGUCGAUGGCCCACCCGGUUGGGCGCAGUGUUUCAUUGACUCUUUAAGUUCCUCGGAUUUUCCCCGCAAGAAAACGGAUCUCAGCGUGGCAAAUGGUGACGUGCACGCACUACGAUAAUAAAGUCACUUUUCGAACUUUGAAAUUUGUGGGAGGAAAGCGGAGCACCCAAGGGAAGGGCAGGCAGUCACAUGGAGAAUGUGCAGACUCCACGAUGGCAGAGUCAGAGGCUUCCCCACUGACGUGAUCGCGCGCACCAAGGCAGAGAUCAAAGUUCAAAGUCAACAGCCUGAGAAGUAGAUCACCAACCUUCAGAAUGACUUCUAACUGCGAGAGAGAUUUGUCAUCCCUCUAAGUACGCCACUUCUUCCAUGAGAAAUCAAUGGAAACAGAAAUUAAAGGGAGUCUUGCCAGAGACUUUGGAAUUAUUGAUGCCUACUCCACUGUAAGCAGUGCUCAAUGUCUCCGCUCUUUCUCUUCCGUGGAAUAGGAAAAGCAGCAGGGUUUCACACUGCCGUGUCGUUGCCAUCGUCCCAGCUUUGACAAGACCAUGAGAAGGGCCUGGACUGGCCAGUUCACAGCAACGAGGUUCCCCAGAUCCGCCGGAUAACGGGGGGGUCUGCUCCCGAUCCCUCGCCCAGCCGCUAAACCCUCCCACCAGGAACACCAAGCCCAGCACGAAACCUGACGGAGCGAAGGGUGGAUGACUUCCAGCCCGGUCCGAGUCCGGGGUUGGUGGCGGAACAGUUUGGAUCUCGUUCGCUGGCUCGCGGCUUGCCCGAAGUCCCGGAAGAAUUAUACCAGAAUUCAGAUCCAACAAGGUGCCUCCUCUCCCAAGUGGAAGAUCACGGACUCACCAGCUGAGGACCAAAGGUUGGGAUUUGCCCGGCAAGGCCCACCUCUCUCAGUCCAGGCUUUUGGAAGGCCUGGAGAGAACAGUGCUGUUGCCCCUUGUUAGAGCUAGGGGUAGCCUCCAAGUUGACUUUCCACCGGGAUUCCAGCCCCACCUCCCUGCCCUCGCCAUCUGCCCGCCCGUCGUUUGUGUGAUGCUGUGCCGAGAUGUCGGGCGACGGGGAGGAAGAGCUGUGCCGCAAUGCACUGGCGCUGGUCAAUGAGCUCUGCUUCAGCGUCCGGGGCAAUCACAACAACGAGAAGUGCAUCGAGUUCUCCUACCUCCUCCGGGACCGGGACCGCACACGCCACAUCGAGACAGAUAUCUCGGUCAGCCUGCUCUCCGUGAUUGUCACCUUCUGCGGCAUCGUGCUUCUCGGGGUCUCUCUCUUUGUCUCCUGGAAGCUGUGCUGGAUCCCAUGGCGGGACAGAGGCCUGAACCCUCAGCGCCAGAACUCUCACCACCAUCCCCACCACCACCUCCAUCACCACCACUCACACUUCACGGACCUCGCUGUCGACAGGGUGGACAGUGGGUCUGAGAUGCCCGAGAGGUCCUACCUCGACCUGGAGUCCUACCCAGAGUCCGGUGUCAAGCUGAGCCAGACCUCUCCGGAUAUCCCGGUGGACACCAACUCAGGGAGUAAGGAGAACAGCAUCCCGAAUGCGCACUCCCAGCAGCAAGUCUCCGCACCUCCUCCGGCAACAAGAUUUAACUCACUCCCAAGACCAAUCCCACAGCAGUUAAGCAGCCCAGACUUUGGGACUCAAGCUGACGAGAAGGUGGAGCAAGUAACCAGCAUUGGGCAGAUCAAGCCUGAGUUGUACAAACAGCGGUCGAUCGACGCGGAGGCCAAGAAACACCAGAAGGGCAACUGUGGCCGGAUCAACUUCCUGCUGCGCUACACCUACGCGAGUGAGCAGCUGAUCGUUAAGAUCCUGAAGGCCCUUGACCUCCCCGCCAAAGACGCCAACGGAUUCUCCGACCCCUACGUGAAGAUCUACCUACUGCCUGACCGCAAGAAGAAGUUCCAGACCAAGGUCCAUCGCAAGACACUCAACCCGAUCUUCAACGAGACCUUCCACUUCAACGUGUCCUUCAACGAGCUCCAGAAUCGCAAGCUGCACUUUAGCAUCUAUGACUUUGACCGCUUCUCUCGGCAUGACCUCAUUGGGCAGGUGGUGCUGGACAACCUCCUGGAGCUCUCCGACCUCUCUGAAGGCACGACCAUGUGGCGAGACAUUCUGGAAGGCACCUCGGAGAAGGCCGACUUGGGUGAGAUCAACUUCUCUCUGUGCUACCUGCCAACAGCCGGGCGACUCACCAUCACCAUCAUCAAAGCCACCAACCUCAAGGCAAUGGAUUUAACCGGAUUUUCAGAUCCCUACGUGAAAGCCUCGCUGAUAUGCGAAGGGAGGCGGCUGAAGAAGCGGAAGACAUCGAUAAAGAAGAACACACUGAACCCGGUGUACAAUGAGGCGCUGGUCUUCGACAUUCCCAAUGAGAACAUGGAUCACGUCAACGUAAUCAUCGCCGUCAUGGACUACGACUGCAUUGGACACAAUGAGGUGAUCGGGAUGUGCCGCGUAGGGAAUGCCGCUGAUGGACCAGGCCGGGAGCACUGGAAUGAAAUGCUGGUAAAUCCACGCAAGCCCAUUGAGCAAUGGCACCAGCUGGUCGAGGAAAAGGUGCUGAACAGUUACCUGACAAAGGGUUAUGCCACAGGCUCGGGCGCCGCCAAGCCAGUGACUAUCGUAGUGGAGACUCCUCAUUCAGACUGAGAAUCCCACUCCACAUUGCAGAAUGGACAUGAGAAGACAACAGUGCUAUUUUUUCUUUUCUUCAGUUUGUAAAUCCUUCACCACGAAAGAGAAAGAGAGAGGGAGAAUGGGAAAAGAAGGGGAAGAGGGAUUGAAGCCAUUCGCCCCCCCCCCUCCCCCACCACCACCGUAGCCUGCUGAGACACUGAUGGCUUGGUCGAGCGAGCAAGAUGAGAGGUGGACGUUGAAGGCGAGGCUCGCAGGUUCAUGCCGCUUGCGUCAGCGCACUUGCGGGGAGCCUCGGCCUGGGCUGCGGCCCUUCCACUGUAGACUCAGGAGGGGCAUCUAGCCAGAGCCAAGUGGAAGGUUUCCAGAGACAUAUUGGCGGAAACGAUUCUGAGCAGCAAAGAGAAAUUCCAUUUCAAACGCAUGUUUCACCAUGUCGUGGAUGUGUGUGCCUUGGAUGCAUUAUAUGUCGGUGGGAAACUAUUGCCUCCACCCAACCCUAUUCCCACUGAGUCAACUUUUCCUGAAAGUUCCCGCCUGCUGGAGAAGGCCCCUGGACUUGCAUCUCAACUCCGAUUUUUGGAGGACCUCUCUUUGACUCAGAACAGAUUUGCUUUACGGUUAGCACCCGGUUUCAGAUCUAGAGGUGGGAGGAAUUGGGAGGGAUGUAAGCUUACCAUGUACCACCCUUGAGUCAACUGGCGGUCAGGAGAACCAGUGAUUUCACAUUUACCUGCCGACUUUUUGCUCUCAAUUGAAGCCUCAGGUGAGUGCUUCUGGGAAAGGAGGGGUUUAAGAGCAAUGAUCCACCUCAUAACGUGUCAUUUCCCAUCCAAAAAGAGAGAUUAAACUUACUGUUGAUUCUACACAGGGGCAAGGAUGGAGAGCUACCUCCCCUUGCUCAAUGCCCUUAGUCUCUUGGUCAGAGCCUUUGGGAUGAAUGUUGAUGUUUAAGAAGGCUGUCCAGUUGAUUCUUGGGACCAGGUAAACAAUGUUUUGUAAAUAUGGCAGUGUUUCUGUGUUUCCCAUCCUUGGGGAGGUUUGUUGACUUUCGUGGAUGGUUGCCAAUGGAUGCAAUUCUCAAGGGUCCACUUCAUGCAUCUGGACAGAUGUACACCUCCUGGACAGAACCUUCUUUCUCCUAAACCCAAACCUGGACUGGGUUGCCUCAUGCAAGUCGUCACUAGAUCUUCACCUGGCUCUGAUAUCGAAAGCUCACAUCCAAUGGGAUGAAACGUUCCCCUCUCUCGUCCCACCCUUUGCGUCCGUGGUGACGGGGCAAUAGUCUCUCAGUCCCUCAUUUCUCUUCCUCCGGUUUGGUUGUGAAAUUGGACAUAGAAGUCGGAAUGUCUGACUCCAAAACCUAGUCCCAAGCUGAACCUCCUUUGCCCUGUGGAACAGAGACAUCCUGGGGCCAAUGAGUAGUAUGGGAACAUUCAGGAGAAAAUGGGAAUCAGUAACUCACCCAAUGCAUUGCAAAAUAGCUUCCGGAAUAGCCCAAUCAAGGACUCAGCUGUGUAAUCCAGAGACGAACCAAACAGCUACCUGCAGGCCAGUUCUGGUUCAGCUAUCAAUAUGUUUAGCCCUGAGACAGGAGGUUGUGCAUUCAUGCCUCACACUUAUGACAAUUCUGAAUGAUGUCUGUGUGGGGAUGGAUAACUCACCCUGUCACCUCUAUCAUUCUCCGUCAUGCACAGAGAUUAUAAAUCCAGCUGCAGCUGACCCCUUUAUCCUCUAAUUGGCAGCAGUGGGGCAGACUACUGUCACUAAUAAUCUUUUGCCUCUUAAACUCGGGACCAUUGACGCUGAUGGGAUAAACGCUGGAAACACAGCACUGGCACAAGGAAGAGUUCUUCCUUUCCCUCUGGAAUAUGGGGUUGGAAAUGGGGGAGGUCAGGGUUCUUCCCAUUUCUUUCCCAAAAAAUGCUGUAGAUGUUUUCAGGGGUUCAAGGUUUUUGUGUUACCUGGGAGUCUUGGUUUUGGUUACAAAAGUUGUUGAGGCUAGAUGAGCUCAUACUGAAGGAGUUUCAGACAGCUGAGUGGCCAGUUCCUGCUUCCAGUCCUCAUUUUACCCUGAAGGUAGAGGUCUGUUAGUUCAGACGGGAAGGACCUUCCCAUUUCGAGCACGGGCACCGGGAAUGCCCUCAGGAAUUCUCAGCUGAAGUCCCACCGUAAAACGUGAAAUGCCCUCAGCAAAGUUCCUGUCCUCACCCUGUGCUGUUCGGUGAAUGGAAACGGUCAAUGGUUUGAGUUCAGGAUGUCCCUUACACAGUGGGUGGUGGGUGUGGGGAGCAAUCUGCCAGGGGCAGUGGUGGAGGCAGAUGCAACGGCAUUUAAGAGGCUGUUAGACACUUGAAGAGAGGGAAUGGAGGGAUAUGGAUCAUGGUGCAAGCAGAAGAAAUUCAGUUUAAUUUGGCAUUGUGUUUAGCACCAAAAUUGCGGGCUGAAGGGUCUGUUACAGUACUAUAUUGUUCUAUGUUUUGUGUUCUAAGAUACAUGGACAAGGGAUCAUCAGUCAAUUAUAUUUAUCUGGACUUCCAGAAAACAGGCAUUAAAAUUCCACACGGAAAGUUUAACAAAAGUGAGAGUCCAUGGAAUUGGAGCCGAACUAUUUGGUUAAGAUGUUGGGAAAAAGCAGUUUGGGAUAAACAGAAUGAAUCGAGACUCCAGAGAUCGCAGAUGUGGGAAUCUGGAGCAAAAAAAAAACACAAAACUGCUGGAGAAGCUCAGCAGGUCAGGCAGCAUCUGUGCAGGAACAUGGACAGUGUAUGCAUAUUAAUAAUUUCUUUAUUUAUAGAGCACUUUUCAGACACAGUGUAGUUCAAGGAGCUUCACGGUGGCAUACGAGUGCAAAAUUAAAAAAAAAUGAAAAUAAAAGACAAAAAUAUGUUCAUUAAAAGUCGGUUAAGUAGAUAGGAUUUGAGCUGGUGUUUAGAAGUGUCCAUCGAGUCCGCAUCCUUUAUAGUUUGGGUGUCGAAUUCCACAGUUUAGGACCGUAGUUCAAAAAAGCUGACCUGCCAAUUAUCUUUUGAGGGAAAUUGUUUAAAUUUAAGAGAUCGGUGGAAGACUUGCCUGUCCUCCACCUAUCUUUGCAUCAUCUAUAAAUAACCAUCAAUUCCAUCAUCCAAAUCAUUGACAUAUAACAUGAAAAUUGACCCAACACUGACCCCUAGAACACCACUUUUGCUGGCAGCCAAUCAGAAAAAGUUCAUUUUAUUCCAACUCUUUGCCUCCCUCCUGCUAGUCUUCUGCCCUUCCUAGUAUUAUGUAGUACAAUGGUUUCUAUCUCACUCCACAGAUACUGCCUGAUCUGCUGAGUUCCUCCGACAGUUUGUUGUAAUACACAAGAAUGAAUUGCAUUGGCAGGAUGUAACUGUGGCUUAUCCAGGGAUCUUCGCUGAAGCCUUAGACAUAUGAGCAGGCCUGUUUCAAAGAACCAAAUGUGAGUGUCAGCUUGCUGAUGGUGGUUUGGUGGGAUCAGAAAGUGACUAGGGGACACCGUAGGGUUAGGGGCAUGCAGACAGGCAAUGGCUCAGUGUGAGGAAGUGUGCAGUAUGGAAGUUAGACCAAAGCAUUCGUCAAACGUUGAGAAACUGGGGAACUUGGACGAGCGGGGAACAUAGGGGAUAAGUGCAGAAGUCACUGAAACCUGUGAGAAGGAUACAGACCAUUGUGGUAAGGUUGAGGGAGUGUGAUAUGCCUAGCUGCCAGCCACUGAGACGAGAUGGGUUGUUUUAUAUCCACAGGCUGCACAGCCGAGACUUUCAUUCUCUCAAAAAUGGAAGAUCGAGGGAUGAUCUGAUUAGCUUCUUUAAUAGGAUUAAAGGAUUUGAUGAGGUAGAUGGAGAGACAGCAAUUCCAUAACAUCAGGGCCUAACCUUAUAAUAAUAUCUGCCAGCCUGCUCGGAACCAGUACUGGACAAGACCAAGGACCUCCAAAUCCCUCAGCUGCCCAGGGGUCAAUACCAAAUAGCCCUGCCAAGGACUUUAGCUGGCAAAGUAAAGGGCUAGAGCUAAAAUAAAGGUCGCCCGUGAUCUAGUGGAAUGUUGGCUAAGUUUCAAGAGGCUGAGUGGUCUCCUGUGGGAAGGUAUUGAAUGGUUUAGAAGGAACACCACUGGAACCCUCUAACACAGAGAUCAGCGGUUUUCCAGUCACUGAGAACAUUUAACAUCAAGACCCUGCAAAAGUCUAGUCUCAUUGCCUUAUGUUUCAUCCAUAUCUUUUCCUACCCACGCACCUGUCUAAAUGUCUCUUAAAUGUUAUAAAUGUCCAUCUCUCCCACUUUCAGUGUCUACUCUAACAUUAUGAGAGACAUAGAUAGAGUGGACAGGGAGUAUCUGACUUCCAGGGUUGAAAUGUCUAGUAUCAGAGGGCAUUGAAGGUGAGCGGGGGAUGUGAGGGGUAAUUUUUUUUUACUCGGAAAGUGGUGGAUGUCUGAAAUGCACUCCCUGGUAUGGUGGUAGAGGCAAACACAUUAGAGGCUUUUAAGGAAUGUUUGGAUGAGCACAUGGAUGUGAGGAAGAUGGAGGGAGAUGGUGUCGGUAGGAGCGUUUGUGUUUGGGUGUUUUUAAUUUGCUUUUUAACUGGUUUGGCCCAACAUUCUGGAUCGAGUGGCCUGUCCUGCACUGUAAUGAUUUAUGUUCUACGUACCCCCCACUCCCUAAGUUCAAGGUGAGAGGGGAAAAAGAUUUUUAAAUGUUUUAAAUAUUUCUUUCUCACCUUAAACCUACACCCCCUAGUUUUAGACUCCCCUACCCUGAGAGGAACAAUAUCACUAUUCACUUUAUCUAUGCUCCCUGUGAUUUUAUAAACCUCAGCAAGGCCACUCCUCAGUCUCCUGUACAGCAGGUAAAGCGGAACAGAGAAUAUAUACAGCACAGUAGAAGCCCUUUGGCCCACGAUGCUCUGGCAACUCUUUCAUCUACUUCUAGAUCAAUCCCAACCCUACCCUCCUGCAUAGCCCUCCCUCUUAGCUUAUUUAAGAGUUUAUUAAAUGCCCCUAAUUAAUCUGUCUCUACCACCAAUGUUGGCAUUGUGUCCCAUGGAUCUGUAAGACCAUAAGACAUAGGAGCAGAAUCAGGCCAUUUGGCCCAUCAAGUCUACUUUGUCAUUCCAUCAUGGCUGAUUUACUAUCCCUCUCAACCCCAUUCUCCUCCCUUCUCCCUGUAACCUUUGAUUCCCUGACUAAUCAACAACCAAGCAACCUCCACUUUAAAUAUACCCAAUGACUUGCCCUCCAAAGCCAUCUUUGGCAAUGAAUUCCACGGGUUCACUACCUUAUGACUAAAGAAAUUCCUCCUCUCCUCAUCUCUGUUCUAAAUGGAUGUCCCUCUAUUCUGAGGCUAUACAGUCUGGUCCCAGAUUCCCCAACUCAAGGAAACAUCCUCUCUACAUCUAAUCUAGGCCUUUCAAUAUUUGAUAGCUUUCAAUGAGAUCUUCCCCUCAUUCUUCUAAACUUGUCAAAAGCCUGCUGAAAAUCCAAGAACAUCCACUGACUCUCCAUUUUCCAUCCUGCCUGUUAUUUCCUCAAAAAAUUCCAACAGAUUUGUCAGGCAAGAUUUGCCCCAUAAGGAAACCAUGCCUAAUUUAUUAUGUGCCUGUAGGUACCCUGAAACCUUAUCCUUGAUAAUGAACUCCAACACCUUCUCAACCACUGAAGUCAGGGCAACUUCCCUGUAAUUUCCUUUUUCUGCCUGCCUCCCUUCUUAAAGAGUGGAGUGACAUUUUGAGUGACACACACAAAAUGCUGGAGGGACUCAGCAGGCCAGGCAGCAUCUAUGGGGAAAAAGGCAGACGA